AUGGUUUUCCUUCCUGUAGUAUUCAUCAACAUAUCAGACUGUCAACAAGCUCUUGGCAUGGAAAAUGGUGCAAUCACUGAUGAACAAAUCACAGCCUAUUCCAUCUGGGACUAUAAUUAUGCUGCGUCUCAAGCCAGACUAGACUUAAAAGUAAAUCUUCAGUGGAAAUCUGGAGCUUGGGUAGCUAAGAAAAAUGAUGUUCAACAAUGGCUACAGGUGGAUCUAGGAAGUCAGUACGCCAAAGUUACGCGUGUAGGAACACAGGGGAGGGAUGGUUUUAACCAGUGGGUAAUCAAAUACAAGCUGCAGUAUGGUAAUGAUGAAGCUGAACUUCAAUUUUACAAAGGAAGAGGAACAAAUUUAGACAAGGUUAAAUAA
Molecule: messenger RNA, 378 nt
Organism: Pocillopora meandrina
Lineage: Eukaryota; Metazoa; Cnidaria; Anthozoa; Scleractinia; Pocilloporidae
Source: the annotation of a GenBank genome assembly